Cynoglossus semilaevis (tongue sole) is the source of this 6591-nucleotide messenger RNA. It is a transcript of the gene amigo1, whose product is annotated as adhesion molecule with Ig-like domain 1. Gene Ontology annotation, molecular function: protein binding. The record is from RefSeq and is a predicted model, not a curated record. Bases 547 to 2073 code for a protein of 508 amino acids. Gene Ontology annotation, biological process: brain development. NCBI's taxonomy places the organism in Eukaryota, Metazoa, Chordata, Actinopteri, Pleuronectiformes, Cynoglossidae. Gene Ontology annotation, cellular component: membrane. The transcript is spliced from 2 exons.
CUUCAUCACUGCACAGACACAAUGAGGAGCCACUGGGGAUCUGACCAGCUACAGACCGCUCAUUCUCAAUUAUCUCUACGGCUGCUGAUGAGAACCAGAGCUGCUUCGAAUGUGUAAAGGCGGGGCGUCAGGUCGGUGUGUUCCCCUAAAAUCAACAGUGCUUCAUCAGCGGUUCUGCGGAGCCAGAAUUACGCGCGCCGUCUCCUCUUUACGUAACCCGUCAGUGAAUUUAUUUGCAGCUGGUACUGGAUGCAGAGAGGAUUUGAGGAGGACAGCGCUCUCCUCCCUCCUCCCUCCUCCCUCCUCCUGCUGCUGCAUCCUCCCUGCUGCUGUCGUCCUCAGCUGCGCACUCGCCCUCAGCCAAACAAGAACAUCUGUGCGCAGCAGCGACACUGUAAACACAGGAGAGGCUGCUUUCAAGAACGUUGCGUCGCGGUUUGCCUUGCAAGACUUUAGUGAGAAAUGCCUGACCGUCCACCAGUUGCCCUUCAAUGCCUGAGAAUGGAGCUGUAGUCACUGUCUUCAGGAUUUAGACCAACUGCUAGAAUGUUGCAGCCUUCCUACAGAACAGGUGACCACCUGUUGGAAGCAUUACCUCACAGACGUAGGUGGACCCUCCCCCUCAUCAUCUGCCUAGCUGCCCUCUGGCUUCCACAGGCAGCAGGGUCGACACUCAACUGUCAUAGGAAAUGCAUCUGCGCCUCAAACAUCGUCAGCUGCUCCAAGAUGAAUCUGACCCUCGUCCCAACUGGGAUUCCACACUACACCGGCGUACUGGAUCUAAGCUACAAUGAGAUAACGAAGCUUCGAGCUGAGUGGACCACAGUCAGUCUUCCUAAGCUCCAUAACCUCCUCCUCAGCCAUAACGGUCUCUAUUUCCUGUCUUCAGAGGCGUUCAUUAAUGUGAAGAAGCUGCGCUUCUUAGACCUGUCCUCAAACAGCUUACGGCAGCUGGACGAGUUCAUAUUUGAGCCUUUGGCCGAACUGGAGGUUCUACUGCUCUACCACAACCAAAUUUCACAAAUCGACCGCUCAGCUUUCGUCGGCGUCAUGAAACUGCAGAAGCUCUACCUUAGUCAGAACCACAUCUCUCGCUUUCCCUUGGAGCUAGUCAAGGAAAAAUCCCGUAUGGAGACGCUGAGUCUGCUGGACGUGUCCUCCAACAAGAUCAAGGCAUUGCCCAUUGAGGAGCUAAAGGUACUGCCUGCCUGGAUAAAAAAUGGCCUUUACUUUCACAAUAACCCUUUGGUAUGUCACUGUGAUCUCUACACACUCUUAGCCCACUGGUAUCUUCGCAAACUCAACUCUGCUGUUGACUUCAAGGACGAUUACACGUGUAUUCUGCCCGGUCCUCAGAAAACACAGGUAGCUGUUUUCGAUCUCAGUGGUGACUACAUGAACUGCAGCACAUUCAAGGAAGAAGAUGAGGAGGCUUUUCUGGAACAGACCCUCACCCUGGACUGUGACACCAAACAGAGGAACAUGUCAAAGACCUGGACAAUGCCUGGCAACGUGCCGGUAAUUAAUGGAGGCAACCAGACGGCGAAAGUCUUGCGUGAUGGCAGUUUGGAGAUCAGUUCAGUGAGAUCCGAGGAUGCUGGGACCUACACUUGCUUUGCGAUGAGCGAGGCCUUUAAUGAGACGAUCUAUGUGGUUCUGAAGGUUCAUAACUUCACCAUACACGGGACUGGAGAGACUUUGAACACAGCAUACACCACCCUGGUCGGCUGUCUGGCUAGCGUAGUGCUGGUGAUAAUGUACCUUUAUCUGACGCCGUGUCGCUGUUUCUGCUGCCCCAGCAAAGGCAAGACUCGUGGUGAGGACAGUAUUCACUCCUCCAUGCUCAGCGUGACACCGACCCAUGAGGAACCUGCACUCAAAGCUGACCUGAACAAGCACGUGGCAUUCAUAGACUCGAAGGACCUCCAAGGCCAGAACGGGAAGCUAAACCGCAGCGGGAACGAGGACGAGGACCUGGAUGCUGAGGCUGGUUCUUUAAUGAAGGGGAAGAGGAAGAAGUCAGUAGCAGAGUCCAUCAGCUCCGUCUUCUCAGACACUCCCAUGGUGGUCUGAGACGACACAGUGGAUUCCACAUUACUGGAUGUGUAUGGUACUACGUGAGCCAUGUUUUAGUUCAUGUAAACUGUGACUGACGUUGUGGGAGAACACAGGCAAUGAAUGUUUGUCUGUAGUUGCUGGCAUGUUAAAAUGUAGGAUCUUAAAAGGGAUUUAAAAACUGUUUUGUUGUCCGUGACAAUGAGCAGGACUUUUCCAGCAUUUUAAUCUGUAGCACUUAAUAAUUAUACUGUGAAGGAGCGGCAGUGUUUGUAAGGACACAGUAAAUGCUGACGUCUUAAAAGUAGAACGUAGACUUGUUGUUGUUAUUAGCACUCAGGAAGCCAUGAAUUGAAUAAAGCAAGUGGGGGGAAUGCAUACGGCACAGGCACAGAUUGAUUUGGAAAAUAUACUGUAAAUACGGUAUACAUAUAUAUGAAGGGAAUGCCUGGCUCAUGUUUAUAUUUAGCACACAAACUAAAAUUACAUUGCAUCUGACAUUUAAACAUUAAAACAUAUGUGCAUUUAGCCCAAUGUCCUCUACAGAGGCAGGGACAGAGACCAAGACAAGAUGUUGUCUGGAGGCUAUAAAUAACCAUAAAACGAAAACGGAAAAAUGUCCAAAUAUCCAAUAACACAACAACAUGAAAGGCCCAUCAGGGUGAGAGAUGCGGAGAAAGUCAGUAUUUAUUGAACAUCAAGUCGUUUAUAACAAGGAGGGAGUAUCAAUACUGCCACACGGUCACUACUUGUUUUUUAAUUUAGUUUUCUGACCAACAACACGGAACCGGAGCAGAGGGCAGCAUGAACACAAACCCCAGAUACUUCUGGUGUUUGAAAUGACCAAAAGGAUUUUAUUAUUUUUAUGAGAAAUGCCUGCUCAUAAAACACAGAUUAUUAAAUCUGUCUCCUCCCACUAUAUAAUGAAAUAUAAAUAUAAAAUAUACAUUAUACCAUUUGGAGAACUUAUUUUCAGCACAAUGUGUUUGUGGGCUUAAAGUAUUACUUCAACAAUAUAUCAGCGAUGCAAUGGUUCUAUCAGCUGUUAGGGGUGGUUCUCUUAAAGACGUUUUUUUCCAGAUUUUGUAAAAUUCUGAGCAUUGCCAGAUCUUAUGGCUAAAGCUUUGUACUCACACCGUUAACAUGGGCUGAUAACAUUUGACUUUUUCCCAAGGAGAUUUUAUUUAUGUCUCCAGGCGUGAUUCAUGUUUUGGAGUGAGAAUUUCUCUCUGUCACAUUAACAGGAUUUACAAUAACCAGCCCAUGUCACCAGCUGCCAGCCUUAGUUUAUUUAAAUAUUUCCUGGAUUUAGAAUGUGCACCUUAUUUGACCAUGUGAUAUAUGAGUUUAACAUUUAACACUUAAAAUGUAGCCUGGUGAAUAGAGAGUGAUGUCUGUCGUGUCAGUAGGUCAGUAUUAGAAGAACGUAAUAAAAGUUGGUUAAUGCACAGAAGGAGGAAGAAAGAUCUUACUGUAGCUAAUGGAACCUUGUGUAACACAUGGGAAAACCCCAUUCAGUCAUAUUACAUUAUUAUCAUGUUCAGAAAGAGCCAGUGUCUGUGCGUAAACAAACACAUUGGUCGCAUUUAAUGGUGUUGUUGUUUGUGUUAGACGGAGUCGAAGCAGAGUGCAACAAAGGCCGGUGUAAAAGCUAAUGUCAUCUGUUGACGGGAUGUGGUUUUCCCUCUGUUUUCCACGUCUUUGUCUCUCUGAGGUGUGUCAUCAUAAACAGCUCACCACGAGGCCGGGUGUUCUUCUCCUCUCCCUUCUGUUUGCUCUGUUUGUGUACCUCUCUCAUUAAGGCACAGCUCUUACGUACGUUUAAAAGCAAGCGUUCACUCAGACCAAUGGAUGCAAUGCCCUUUUAGCAGGUCCUCGUUUGUUUAUCAGGGGAAAACGCCCGGAGCUUUCAUUUAACAUCCGAUCAAUCACUCAGCCGGGAAGUUUUCCAGGAACCGCAAUCUUAAUCGAUAAUUGAUAAGCAAUGUAAAUCACAGACCUACGUUAAGGAAGGGAGCCGAGGAGGUUGAGGUCGGCGUGAGAGAGACAUAGAAUCAAGUCCGCAGAAGCAACAGCAAACACAGGAGGAGGAGGAGCAGGCAGAGAUGACGAUAUGAGGUGUUUCAGUGUGUGAAAGAAAGAAUGGACAGGAUGAAAGGGUAACAGGAACAGCUCAGGUUGUGCAAACUGCAGAUAGGGUCGGACGGUCAAUGUUAAGGUGUUCUAGUCAUCUGCUGAGGAGAUAGUGGCCAUUUUGAACAAAGCAUGUUCAAACAGGAGUGAUUCAUCAGGGAAAAAAGAGAAUGACCCCCACGGAUGACGUGAAGAAGGGACAUAAGACCCUCCACCAACCAUUUCUCAUCGAUGCCUCUGUUACUGCUACAGCUACAGCUACAGCUGAAGCAGGUUCCAUUUGUACUAGUUUUCCUUUCUAGUCUAGUCAUUAGAAUAACAUGGCUACCUGUCAAAUCAACUGUAACCAAAGGCAAAGGGUUUCAAUAUUUUCGUAGCUAGUUUGUCAUAUAUGUGAGGCACAGCACUGUCUAAAUCUAGGGACAAACCUCCACAUUCACUGGAGGCCUAGUUCAAACCAAUCAGUCAAACUAUUGUUAGCAAGCUAGGCUAAAGCUGGCGACACAAAAAGUAACAGCUACAGAAACUACAAGAAAUAAUAAAAAGAUGUUUUCUGACCUGUGUUUGCUCUGCUGCAGACCGGUGUAAAAAUCUUUAUCGAAUUAGCAAUAUAGCAUUAGCUAACAAGAGGAUGUUGUCACACCAGUGACAUCAGACAACAUACAAUGUUGGUAAAGGGGUGUGGUUUUUCAUAGGUAAAGAAGAAAAAAAAUGCUUUAUUUUAAAGAAGGAAAAGGAGCAGAGGGCUAAAUGAGAAAUGGGAUUUCACCCACACACCUUGGAACACAUGACAAAAUAGAAGGAAUAUUUACAUUUUUCAACUGGGGAUGCUGCAUCUUCUGUGUGGGUGAAAAAGGAAGUCACACUCGCUGUGGUGUGUGAAUCAUUCCACUGUCACACACAGGAAUACCAGGUGGAGAAAUACAGAGCAGCAAAAAAAAUAAUAAUAACAGUGUGAUGAUGCACAAACACUGGUGUGUAGCCCUCCACUGCUGAUAGGCAGAGGUCACUGAAGGAACUGCCCCGUGUGAAGUGUUCCGUCUUUUGCCUUCUGUAGUUAAACAUGUUGUGUGUUUUGUUGCCUACGUUGAGAUUCUUCUAUGAUUUAUUUGGAGGCCAGUGAAGCUGAUAAAUGUGAGUCACAGAAUCUGUACUAACAGCUACAUUUGUACACACACGCUACAGCUGUUCGACGGCACACAUUAAAGGGUUUAACGCCUUGUUUGCCUCCUAGUGACCCUAUGUGGAUCCAGUUAAAUUUGUCAUAGCUAAUGGAUGGUCUUUUGUGGAUUGUCAUUGAAAUUACAAGUUGCAUUUAUGUACAGAGAAAAUGUAGUCCUGAUGCAUCUGAAGAUAGAGAAGAACAGUGGUGUGUACCCUCCGAAACAAAUCUGCCUUCAUCUCUCUCUCUGUCUUUAUAUUUAUAUAUAAUAUAUCUAUAUAAACAACAUACUGUAUAUGUGUAAUAAGACUUUUCUGUGCUCAGUAUUAAUUAGCUGUUAUCUGCUAUGUUCUAUCAGUGUAUUGACCAUAUCCUUGUGUACUGCGAUGUCGUUGGUCUUCUUUUCAUUCCGUUCGCCAUUGUUAGCUGUUUAAGUCUUGACAAAUUUAUAUUUUAAGGGGAUAGGGGGUAGGAUUUAGUUUUUUAAAACAAAAGAGGAUUAUUUACACUUCACUCUGCUCAAGGUUACGUGAUGUUUCAAAUGAAAUUAUAUUCAAAGGAUGAACGUCUAGAUAUCAGUGGACAGGGUGGAUCACAGCAGGCAGUGACUACAGCGUGUGGCCCCUUUGGUUAUAAAGCCGUAAAAUUACAUCGAGAAAGCCUUCUUUGUGGAAAGGUGAUGAAAUCAGUUUUCCAACAGAAAUGAUAAGACCUCUUCAAAUGGGUUUAAUCACCAUAGAGGGGAAAUUAAUCUUCUCAAGGUAUUGUAAUGUGAAGGCUCUAAUUUAAUAGAAACUGAAAACCUAAUUUUAUACAAGUCGAGGUAACACAAAUGUUCUAUUGCAAAUCACAAGUGUAUCUUCAUUAAUGGCACGUUAAACUAUGAAUCAUCAGCAAGAGAAAGGACCUCCCCCCACUGCCUGACACACAUCUGUCUCAUUUCAGUCGACUGUGCAGUAGCAAUUACAGUAACAGUAAAAGCUCCCUGCUCUUACAGUGAGCAACUAUGGGACCAGAAGGGAGCUUUUAACAGCAUUACAAGCACAGUGUUUAUUGACCAGUGCUUCCCAGAUGGGCCUGUGGGUCACUGCCAUAACAUCUUGAAAGGUCUCACGGCUAAUGGAAUGACUUUGCAUGAUACACUUUAGAGCUUUUCUGAUCGCAGAGUAUGUACAUCCUAGUAAGAAUUCAAAAGCAAUGAUAGCAGAUUCAUUUGAUCUAAUAAAUCACCAAAAGUCAAA